GACUGUAGAAAUUCGAAUGGAACUUAUAAUAAACUAAUGAAGCUGUCAGUGGCUGUGUUUUGUGUUUGAAUAUGCGAUGAAAUCGCAUUCUGUUGUGGUCAGGGAACAAACUGAUAAUCUCGAAUCUAUUAAGUUGGUAAAGCCGCAACAACAGAUUAAUAUCAAUAUUUAUUGCGAGAGGUGCCAGCAGAAGAACUGCGAAUUGAUUGACAUCAAUUAGGGGUACUGCUCCCUAAUACAUCUUAUAGACACUCAUUGUAGAUUUCAUACCAAGAAUGAAGUACACCAAGGCCAUCAACCCACCGGACGAAUAUGUGUUUCGAUUUCCGGAUGAACUGCGCAGAGUAGCCGAGGAGGAACUGGGCGAAACGGAUGACCGACGGGAGCACGCACUCACGAUAUUGCGUGAUUGGGCAGAGAAGAAUCCACGCAUCGCAAAGAUGAGAAUGGAUUCUGUCUUUCUAUUGAAGUUUCUACGGGCCAAAAAAUUCUGCAUUCCGGUCGUACAGGAAAACAUUGAGAGGUUUCUUCUUUUGAGGCACACUAAAGAUGAGCUGUUGUUCAGAAAUCUUGAUUGUCGUCAGCCGAAUCUGUCGAAACUGUUGGACCUGGGCUUCAUGUUUGCCCUGCCCAAGCGUGAUAAAAACGGGCGUCGAAUCUUUUUCUACCGGCCGGGAGUCUUCGAUAUGAACGAAUUUACCAAUGGCGAUAUGCUAAGAGUGGCAAGCAUUUGUGUUGAAACACUGCUGGCCGAUGAGGAAAACCAAAUUCGAGGAGUGGUACACGCCGGUGUAGGAACUGGCAUCGGCUUGCAAUAUUUAACGUUGUUCACGAUUAAGGAAGCGGUCAGACUGGCUAAGAACGGGGAACGAUUGGUCCCGAUGAGACAUCGAGAGAUGCAUGGCUGCAACAUCAACCCGGCGCUGAAGAUUGCCGUCGAUUGGGGACUGUCUUUGAUAUCGGAAAAGCUGAGAAACCGAGUUCGAUUGUACACGGACAUCAAGGACAUCCAGAUGGACAAGAGUUUACUGCCGAAGGAAUAUGGUGGAGUGAUGCCAGUAGCCGAUAUGAUCAAAUUGUGGAGAGAAGAAGUUGAAGCAUAUCGAUCUACACUAUUGAAGGACGAUGAAAUGGCAGUGCAUUUGCACAUGUACUCGGAAGCUGCCAGAAAUGGAUCAGUCAGUGCAUUGAAACAGAGUCUUAAUGGUUGCUCAGCAGCUACCGGAGACAACAGCACGUACGGAUUGGCAGGAAGUUUCCGGAAACUGGAGGUUGAUUGAUUUUUUUUUAUUAACCCUGAUACCUGGAAUGAAGCUGCAGUGGUUCUAAUUUUAAAAAAAGAUCAAAUUCUAUUGUCUGAUCUACAGCGUAUUGCUUUUAUGUAUAAAAUGUUAUAUUUUGCUCUAAGCUGGGUAUGCUCUUUUUCUGGUUAACGAAGUAAGAUUUAGUUAAGCAGGAUAAAAAAUGUAGUUUUUUAUAUCAUUCAUCAAUGAAUAAUUAAACAACAUACACUAAAACCACAA
Molecule: messenger RNA, 1523 nt
Organism: Topomyia yanbarensis
Lineage: Eukaryota; Metazoa; Arthropoda; Insecta; Diptera; Culicidae
Product: alpha-tocopherol transfer protein-like
Exons: 3
Coding region: 276-1280 (334 amino acids)
Cellular component (GO): membrane
Molecular function (GO): phosphatidylinositol bisphosphate binding
Source: RefSeq, a predicted model, not a curated record